Messenger RNA from Orussus abietinus, 2178 nucleotides. RefSeq names its product paramyosin. The coding region runs from base 118 to 2079 and encodes 653 amino acids. The transcript is spliced from 6 exons. Gene Ontology annotation, biological process: clustering of voltage-gated sodium channels; cilium assembly. NCBI's taxonomy places the organism in Eukaryota, Metazoa, Arthropoda, Insecta, Hymenoptera, Orussidae. Gene Ontology annotation, cellular component: centriole. The record is from RefSeq and is a predicted model, not a curated record.
UUGUUUACAUCAAAAUUUGUUCGAAUGUAUGCAUGUACAAUUUUCUGCAGAAUUUUAAGGUUAUUUUUUAUUUGAAGAUGAUUUGAAUUUUACUCAAAUCUAGGACAUUUCUCUUCUAUGCAAAUAAUGCUAAAUGAAAGACUGAUGAAAUCGGAAGGCGAAAGAAUGUCUAAACACGGUGCUGGCGAACACAGUACAAUACUUCAGGAAUAUGCUGAAACCGUGGAGCGUCUUAAACAAGAAUUAAUAAACUGUAAAUUAGAACAGACGAAUCUUCGUAGUCAGCUUGAAAGUCUUCAAAAUGAUAGUAAAAAUGUAGGACAAGUCGUGCGAGAAUGCCUCUCUCACAGCGGUCUAGACAAUUGCGAUGGUCGUUCAGAUGACAAGGAAAUGAUCUUGAACCUUCAAAAACGUGUAGCUAUCCUACAAAUGGAAAAAGAUACGACUAAUCAAUUAUGGCAAAUGUCUCUUAGAGCAGUAGAUGUUUUGGACACAGAACUAAAAACGUUUAAAAAGAAUGGCAAGGAUAUAAGAACAUACGAGGAACAAGUGAAAAAUAUCAAAGAAGCCUAUUCAGAAGCAAUCAAAGCACUGGAAGAAAAACUUGUACAAACCAAAGAAAAUUUUAUCAAGCAUCAAUCAAAUUGGAGUGAAAAUAAACAGAAAUUUGAAACACUACAAAAAGAAAAGCAAGACUUAGCUGUAAAAUUUGAUAUGUUUCGACAAGAGGUAAUGAAAAAAGAACACUCCAAUGAAGAGACAAUAAUUGCACUGAAGACUGAAUUAGGUAUCAUAAAACCACAACUACAACAGGCAACACAAUUGCGCAUUGAACUAGAACAAAAAUUGGAAGAUGCACGAAAGUUUGUUGUUACUGCUGUAGCAAAAGAUAGCGAAGCAAAAAAUAAAGUGUCCGAGGCUAUUGAACUUGUAGAAACGGCAGUUAAGGAGAAGGAUUCAGCUCUGCAAAGAGAAGCUCGUACUUUGGAUGAAAAGUUGAGAAUCGAAAGGCAGCUAUUCACCAUAACAGAAGAAUAUAAUGCUAAUCUGGCAAAAGAGGUGUCUCGUGUGAAGCAGGACUUUGAUAGAAAUAUGAAAAAAUGCUUACUAGAAAACAAAGAAUUAAAAUUAGGAUUGAAAGAAAACGUUAUGUUAUUAGAACGUGCACAGAGAGAGAGUCGCUUGAUGGAAGAAGAACUCGAAAAGAUGCGGCACAAUUCAGAUGAUUUAUUGCGUAGAUCUAAUACUAAAAUCUUGGACCUAGAACAAAAGCUUAAAGAUGCUGAUAGCAAAUUAGAAGUUUGUAAUAUAGCAGAUUGCAAAAAAUACAAAGAACAAACAAAGCAGUUAGAACAACAGAUAGCUGAUUUAGAAUCAAAAUUAGUUACAUCAGAUGAUCGAAUAAAGCGUAUUCAAAUGCAAACUGCCAGAGAAGUAGAAGAACGAGUGAGGGAAGCUGAUGAACGAACUAAAGAAGCUGUGGAAAGAUAUAGCAAUUUAGAAAGGCGCUUAUCUAGAGCUUUAGAUGAAAAGGAAAAGAUUACCAUGGAACUCCGAUCCUUACAAUCAACAUUUGAAAGAGAUAUUGAAAGAAGAGACCAUGAGAGAUGGUUACUAGAUAAUAGAGUGCGUCAACUGCAAGAAGAUUUACGCAAAGCUACUGACUCUGUCGACCAGACAAAUGCACGUGGCAGUAUGUUGGCUGAUCAAAUAAAUCAUCUUGAAUAUGAAAUGAGAAAAAAACAUUGCACAGAUAAAACAAUCAGAAAUGAAGGCCCAUGUUAUAAAAUGGAAUUAAUGGAACAAUUACGAAUAGUACAGGAUAAGUUCGACAAAAAGACAAAAGAGUUAUCUCAGCAUGUUGAAAUUCACCAAAAACUAAGUCAAAAAUGGAAGGCAGAAGCAAAGUCACUUACAAGUAGCUUUCAAAUGAAAUCAAAAGAAUUGAGAAGAAAAAUUAAUGCUCUAAGGAAAGAAAAUGAGGAAUUAAACAAAGAAUUGCUGGCAUGUCGAUACCAACUUACACAAUGUAGAGUUAAAGCUAUUCAUAGGUAUGAUCAAGGAGAUGGGACCAGGUGACAAUAUAGUAUACUAAUGUCACAUCUAGAAAAGCCUGUAAAUAUAUUAACAAAAAAACAUUUAUUUAUUUUGAAAAUACAUUUUGGUAUCAAGCACCAC